Molecule: messenger RNA, 913 nt
Organism: Fomitopsis serialis
Lineage: Eukaryota; Fungi; Basidiomycota; Agaricomycetes; Polyporales; Fomitopsidaceae
Exons: 6
Coding region: 44-910 (288 amino acids)
Biological process (GO): gluconeogenesis
Molecular function (GO): purine nucleotide binding; phosphoenolpyruvate carboxykinase activity
Source: RefSeq, a predicted model, not a curated record
AGCUUCACGCUCAGCAAGUACGAGGACCGUGCCUUCACGCGCGAUGCACGUGGCUACCGUCCUUCUCCGACAUUUCGCCGGCUGGAGUAGUAGCGUGGCACGACGAGCACUUCUGCCCGUACCGUCGUCCGUCUCGGCCCUGCACGUCCUCUCCUACCACCCAGUUGUUGCGGUACCCAAGCUGGGUAGGCUCCGCAUCAAUGUGACAAGUCUCGCCUUAAUGGCCCGCGCCGCGCUUUGGCGAUAUCUCUCUCGGGCCAGUUUCGACAUGGACCGGGUUCAGAUCAGGCGCAACGCGUCUGUUGCUCCGCUCUACGAGGAUGCCAUCCGAAAUGAGGAUGUCGUCAUCUCUGCGAGGGGUUCGUUGAUCAACAUUUCGUCCACCUCCCCGUACACGACCCGCCCGUCCCCCGGACUGCGCCCCACACGUUCGAGAUCAUCGAUCAACCGUGAGCGUGCCGUUGACUACCUCAAUACCUUGGACAACAUCUAUGCCUAUGACGGGUCAUCUGCGCGGGCUUAUCACGGUCUGUUCAUGGCAAGUCGUCCUUGUGCCUCGAACCGCCACGUCGGGCGCUGGCAUCACGCCCCGCAGAACAACAUGCUCAUCCGUCCGACGGAGGAAGAGCUGAAGGAUUCCGGCGAGCCGGACUACAACGCGGGCGAGCUCCCGGUGAACCGUUUCACGAAGGGCUCGUCAUCGGCAUCAACUACGCAGCUCCCGCUGCACUCGUCUCCCAACAUCGGCAUCGAGGCGCCAACUGAGCUCGUCGAGGACGCUGCACCUGUCCGCCGACAAUCGUCUCAAUUUGUGUACCUCCGGAUCUGCGGCUCGACAGGCCCACUCGACCAUCUCCUCCCUCCACAGUUGCUCCAAUAUCUACACCGCUCAUCGGUCAUGCGCUGUUGACAG